AUGAUGUUAAGAUCAAAAGUAUUACCUUUUUUAUUUUGCUUAGUGGUUGUAGCUUUUGGUACCAAAGAAUCGGACCUAAAACAAUGUAAGCAUCAAUGCAAGGUGUUACAACAAAUAGAAGAAUAUCAAAGGGAAAAAUGUUAUGAAAUAUGUGAGAAAUUGUAUCAUGGUGAGAAACAGGAAAAAGAAGAAAUUAAUUUCUAUGAAGGAAGAGAAGAGGGGAAAAAUAAUCCUUAUGUAUUUAACGAAGAGCAUUUUAUUACGGGAAUUAAGACUGAACAUGGUCGAAUUCGUGUUCUUCCUAAGUUUAGUGAGAGGUCUAAGUUGCUUAAAGGGAUUGAGAAUUAUCGUUUUGCAAUUCUUGAAGCAAAUCCAAAGACCUUUGUUGUUCCUAACCAUUGGGAUGCUGAUGCUGUCUUGUUUGUUGCUCAAGGGAGAGGAACGUUGAGCUUGGUUCGUAAGGGGAAGAGGAAUAGCUUCAAUAUUGGACGUGGGGAUGUUAUCAAGGUUUGUGCUGGAACAACUGCUUACUUGAUCAACAGGGACGAUAAUGAAAAACUUCUCAUAGCCAAGCUUCUCCGCCCCGUCUCCACUCCCGGACAAUUUGAGCACUUCUUUGGGCCAGGAGGACGAGAAAAUCCACAAUCUUUUUAUAGCGCCUUUAGCUCGGACAUACUUGAAGCCGCACUCAAUACUAGGAAGGAUAGAUUGCAGAGGCUGUUCGGGCAGCCAAGGGAAGGUGUGAUAAUAAGAGCUUCAGAAGAGCAAAUCAGGGUAAUGAGCCAGCACGAAGAAGGCGGAAUUUGGCCUUUUGGAGGAGAAUCAAAGGGCUCCGUCAAUAUUUAUAAGCAACGGCCAUUGCAAUCCAACCAGUACGGACAAUUCUAUCAAGUAGAUGAUAGCACCUACAAGCAACUGGAGGACCUUGAUAUUUCCCUCAAUUUCGCCAACAUCACCGAGGGUGGCAUGUUAGGUCCAAUUUACAGCUCAAGGGCAACAAAGAUAGCAGUAGUGGUGGAGGGUGAAGGUUACUUUGAGAUGGCAUGCCCUCACUUGGCGUCCGAGUCCGAGUCGGGUAAACGCCAAGGAAGCAAAGAAACGGAAACGAGAAUUGGACGUUACCAAAAGGUGAGUUCAAAGUUGAGGCGUGGGAUGGUGCUGGUCAUCCCUGCUGGCCAUCCGUUCGUCGCUGUAGCUUCCACCAAUCAGAAUUUGCAAAUCGUUGGCUUCAACGUCAAUGCCCGCAACAACGAAAUUGUCCCUCUUGCAGGGAGGAACAAUGUGAUGAGUCAACUGGAGAGGGAAGCACUGGAGUUGGGUUUCGGGCUACCAGCAAGAGAGGUGGAGCAAAUAUUCCAGAGCCAACAGGAGGAGUUCUUCUUCCAGGGACCUGGUGGUCGACAGAGUGGCCGAGCCGCUGCAUGA
Molecule: messenger RNA, 1425 nt
Organism: Solanum tuberosum (potato)
Lineage: Eukaryota; Viridiplantae; Streptophyta; Magnoliopsida; Solanales; Solanaceae
Product: vicilin-like antimicrobial peptides 2-2
Exons: 6
Coding region: 1-1425 (474 amino acids)
Source: RefSeq, a predicted model, not a curated record